AUUCUUCCCCCACUUGCAAUGUUUAAUAAUAGCUUACUCGGGAACACUUGCAAGAGUGCUCAAAGAGCUAUGGUCAGAACGAACGUGUCGAGUUCCACCUCGGCGUUGGCCUAUAAGACUUUGCGUCGUAACCAGAAGAGGCCUCCUUUGCCGACUUUGGACACUCCCAACUGGUCUGCUGGUGCUGCUGUUUCUCUGAUUUUGUACGAGACCCCAGCUCCUUCUAGAGCCCCAAGAAAACAGCAUGUGUUGAACUGCUUGGUGCAAAAUGAACCAGGUGUUUUGAGUUCUGUGUCUGGAACCUUGGCUGCUCGUGGAUUUAACAUUGACUCAUUGGUGGUGUGUAACACUGAAGUCAAGGACUUAUCCAGAAUGACGAUCGUCUUGCAAGGACAAGACGCCGUCAUCGAACAGGCCAGGAGGCAGAUCGAGGACUUGGUGCCAGUGUAUGCGGUUUUGGACUACUCCAAUGCUGAGAUCAUCAAGAGAGAAUUGUUGUUGGCCAGAGUGUCGAUUUUGGGACCAGAAUACUUCCACGAAUUGAUCGACAGCCACAAGUUGUUUGCAGAAGACGGGUCUGCUAUUCCCGACUUGGAGGCCCACGAGUCGAUCUAUCAUCCCAACAACUUGGCACCUUCUGAAGCCUUGAGGCAAAAACACAACCAUUUGGAACACAUUUCCACCAUUACGGAAAAGUUUGGUGGUAAGGUUGUGGAUAUUUCCGACAGAAACGUCGUGGUGGAGUUGAGUGCCAAACCUUCCAGAGUGUCGUCUUUCAUUAAAUUAUUGCACCCAUUUGGGAUUUUAGAAUUGGCCAGGUCAGGUAUGAUGGCUUUACCAAGAACUCCUUUGGAAGGCUUGGUGGAAGAAGAAGAUGCGGUUGACGCUUCGGAUGUUGUGGACGCCUCGCAGUUGCCUCCAGGUUAGUUGUAGUUAAUAUAAGAAUACGAAUAAGAAUC
Messenger RNA from Yamadazyma tenuis ATCC 10573, 959 nucleotides. The record is from RefSeq and is a predicted model, not a curated record. Lineage: Eukaryota; Fungi; Ascomycota; Pichiomycetes; Serinales; Debaryomycetaceae.